AUGAAUAAUUGGCUGGAUUAUGCAAAUAUUUUCGAGUCCUUAGUCAACAAGAAUGAGUACUUAGAUAAUAUUAGGCGUUUUCAUUAUUUGAGAAGUUCUCUACAAGGCGGCGCUGCUCAAAUCAUACGAACUUUGGAAUUCACUGCGGAAAAUUACGAGAUUGCGUGGAAAUUAGUUAGGGAGAGGUACGAUAAUAAUAGAUUAUUAAUAUCCAAUCACGUCAAUGCGUUAUUUAAUAUAGAACCGAUAAAUAAAGAGUCAUCUGGUAGAUUGCGGCAACUAGUAGACAUUUUUUCAAAACAUUUAUACGCAUUAAAGCAACUAGGCUUACCUACAGAAUAUUGGGACGUUCUCCUCAAUCAUAUUAUUUCGAGCACAUUUGACACAUAUACUUUACGCGCGUGGGAGAACAGCAAGACGACCAACGAAAUACCUAGUUUCGACGAUUUUAAGACGUUUUUAAAAUCAAGGGCGGACCUCUUGGAAUCAAUUGAGGCAAAUCAAGCGGAAAAACAGAAUACGCGAAAUAAUUCCCAAGCGGGCGCAUAUCCGCGGAAUACAAAAAAUUCGCAGAAUACUCGCGGUCUAUACUCAUCGCAAGACACUCCAAACAAUACAGAUAGUGCGAGAUGUUGCCCUAUGUGCAAGGGGGAACAUGCUAUCUAUCAAUGCGGCGAAUUUUUAAGGCUUUCAUCGAAGGAAAGAUUCGAUAAAGUACGAAAGAUGAACCUUUGCACGAACUGCCUUAAGGGGGGACACUACUACAGGAGGUGUAAACAAUCAACGUGCAAGAGGUGUUCUUCUAAACAUCACACGUAUUUGCACCCCGAUAGGUCAAGCGAGCGAAACACACCUUCAAUGCGACAACCUGUAGUAAACGCGAGCGAAAAUCAAGCGGUAGAUGACCUACAAGGCACUCUAAAUACUACCAAUUUGACAGCUUCUGCUGUUAGCAGCAAGGCCAGCCCUGAACAAAGCAUAUUAUCUACAGUAUUGGUCAAUAUUGUCGAUGGCCAGGGCAACUCAUACGCGGUGCGAGCGCUACUAGACUGCGGCUCACAGAGUUCAUUUAUCACGGAGAAUUUAUGCGAUCGACUUCGAAUUAAACGAAGCAGAGUGGACAUCUCUGUCUUAGGGAUAAACAACGCGUCAUCUCCUGUUCGUUUCAGUCAAGUUCAUGAUCCGGCUCGAAGGACCAUGAACUUGACUGAAGUCAACGCGAUAAAUAACUUCGAUAAGAUGCUGGUUAAAUGA
Messenger RNA from Diabrotica virgifera virgifera (western corn rootworm), 1254 nucleotides. RefSeq lists its product as uncharacterized. The coding region runs from base 1 to 1254 and encodes 417 amino acids. The record is from RefSeq and is a predicted model, not a curated record. The transcript is spliced from 2 exons. NCBI's taxonomy places the organism in Eukaryota, Metazoa, Arthropoda, Insecta, Coleoptera, Chrysomelidae.